GCUUUUUGUAUUUGUUGUUUAGAAAGAAAAUUAUUGAAUAAAAUAUUAUUGUUUUUCAAUAUUAGAAGAGAAUAAUCUAUUAAAGAUAAAAGUUUAAACAAAUAUUUCAAAAUAUUAAGUAAAAAGCAAACAUUAAAUGAAAAUAUAAACAAAAUUUGAAUUGUUAAAGUUACAGGUCUAUGAGAAAAUUAUUAAAAAAAAAAACUAUUAAAUUAAAAGUGAACGCCAAUACGAAGUCCAAACACUAGGUGAGUGUGCAGACAUAAAACUAAAAGACAAACAGACGGGAAGAGAAAUAAUCUGAAGAAGAAAAUUAAGCAACAUAAAAGAUCUCUGUUCUAAAAACAUAAAAAUGAGCGAUCAAAGUAUGCUGGACAAUACCACAGUGCCCCCAGUGGUACCCACAAAUCCUCAUGAAAUUGCCUUGCAAUCAUUAUGCAAACAAUUGCUGAAAUCUCUUUUAUUUAGGGGCUUCUAUGUGGAGAGACGCUAUGUGGAAAAUGUCAAAGGUUAUCGAGAUAUAGUGAGUUUACAAAAGUCUGAGAAAAGUUUGGAUAAAAUGCUAAAAGACAUACGCGAUAAAUUGCAAUUGUUCUAUAGUCAUCAGAAUCCGCAAAUGUGGAUUGGUAUCACCAGUGGCCCCUUGCCUGGCAUCAGUACACCACAGCCUGCUGCUUUAGAAACCCAUUUAUGGGUAGAAAUGAAAGAUUUAGCUUUUGGCCAGUAUUGGUUUAGCAUAAAAAGUAUACGUUUUCGUGAUAAUGAAAUCAUUUUAAAAUUGAAAGAAGUACAACCCGUAGAAGAGGAGGAAGUGCCUAAAUGGGCUCCCAGUUCGAGCAGCAAAAAGGCAAUUUGUGAUAAUACCCCUACAACUAUAGAAAACUCAGCCCCCAACACCACCUUAUCCUUGGAAAAUCAAAUUACUUUCGAUGAUUUCAUGCUAUUACUCCAACAAUGGUGGGCCACCAUCAAACAAACUAUUUACGAUUUCAUGUCGCAAGAUAUUUCCAAAGAAAACCUUAAGGGUGUCUUAAGAUUUUUGGGUCUACUCAUUGUUUCCAUACUAUCAGGUGCUCUAGUGGGUGUCAAAUUCUUAGGAAUUUUUACUCUACGCUUUAUGUUUGAACUCAGCCGUUUAACGCAUGUCUUAACGCCGAUUAUUUUCAAAAUAAUCGAAGUGUUUAAUAAAAUGAUUGGUGGUUUUUAUAUACUUUUGGCUAUGAUUUGGAAAGAUACGGUGGUCAAGCGAAAUCAACCACAACAUAAUGCUCUGGAAUACAAUCGUCCUAUGUAUAAGAGUAUAGAGUAUGAUGUCAGACAAAGGCGUCAAGCGGCAUCAACAAAUUUUGAUAAAUCUUUUCAAUAGAAUUUUUAAGCAGUUUUAAAAAUUGGACUUGGAAAAGUACUAUAAAAUUGGUCGUGCACAAUGUUGGAGUUAAAGAAGAGAUCGCACAACUAUUAGUUGUCUUCUAGACGUGUUCGCAACUAUAUUUAUACAAUUCUUUAACAAUUUAUUACCACUACAGAUAUUCUUUUUAAAAUAUUUUAUUUAUUUUUUAUUAUAAAUUAUACAAAUUUAAAGAGGAAACGAAAAUUAUUCAUAAAAUUAAUCUUUAGUGGAAACAAAUUUUAAAAAUAUAAAUUUUAUUUUCUAUAAAAUAUAAUUUUUAGUAAUUAGUUUCCAAUUCAAUUUUUUUUUUCAUAUUAUUAUUUUAUAUUCUGAUUAAAAGCUAAAAAUCAGACAACAUAUUUAUUUUAGGCGUAGUUUAAUACUUGCAACGGGAAAUGUUAUUCCAAUUUAUGAUAAACAUUUUCCAACGAUUCCUUUAUCAUACUGAUACUAACAAGGCGUCAUGUGAUGAUUACUGAUAUUCGAUUUUUUCCUAAGAUUAAAAACUAAUUUUAGUUUAAAUUUAGUUUAACUAAUAUUUUUAUUGAAUUUUCUUAAUUGUAAAACUAUUUUAAUUUAUUUUCAUUUGAUUUCAAUUUAGUUUACUUUAUGUCCUGUAUUUGUCCUGUUAGAGUUAAUUAAAUAAACAAUUAUUGUAGAAUAGAGCGAAAAUAAUGUUAAAGAUUUUCCAAGUUUUCCGUUAUAUAAUGAAAAUCGUAUUUAAACACUAUCACAAGAAAUUUAAUAUAUUUUAUAAUUUAAACGAUUUUCUUCGCAUAACUCUUACAUAAUUUUCCAAAUAUUAUUAAUAGUUCAAUUUUAUAUAUUUUUUGAUAUACAUUUUAUAUCUCUAUUUUAUUUGCACUUGCCUCUUUAUAGUUAAUUGCUGGAAAUCCCAUAUUUCAUGUUUAUAUAAACCAUUAUAAUUUAUAAGAUAUAUUGACGAACAAUUAAAAUAUAUAUAUUUUUUUAAAUUUGUCUAAAGUUCAAUUUAACAAUAACUUUUAUAUAAUCAAUAAGAUUUUACUUUUAUAAAAAGUAUAGAAAAUAUUAUAAAAAUGAUAAAAAUUUAAUAAUUAUUAAAAAUUUAUUAAGGUGCUUUGACAAAUUGUUUAAUUCGAUACAAUCAUUUAGUAGUUAAGUUUAAAAAAAAAAUGUUAAUAAAAA
Molecule: messenger RNA, 2557 nt
Organism: Lucilia sericata (common green bottle fly)
Lineage: Eukaryota; Metazoa; Arthropoda; Insecta; Diptera; Calliphoridae
Exons: 4
Coding region: 353-1366 (337 amino acids)
Source: RefSeq, a predicted model, not a curated record